AUGGGAGAUCGCCCUCCGAAGAGGCCGGCCUAUGAUCACUACGGCCGAGAUCGAGACUACCCUCGAAAGAAGCCUCGCCAUCAAAAUCAAGGUUCCUCGCCAUUUGCACAGCCAGCACCAUCAGUUCCUCAAGUCAUUCUUGGCGACAACUUCCCACCAGCACCCGAGAUUGAUUCGAAGUACUCUGAAAUCGUGUUCAUUCAUCCCAGCGCUGCUGCAAAGGAUUCCAAUGCUGCAAAUUCAGGCAGCUACGAUCGUUUGGAGUUUCUAGGCGAUGCUUACCUCGAGGUCAUUGCUUCAGAACUCAUUUUCGACCGCUUCGCAAAUUUACCCGCUGGACGUAUGUCCCAGGUCCGCGAGUCCUUGGUCAAGAAUGAAAGCCUUGCUAAAUUGACCGAGGCCUAUGGUUGGGACAAAAGGAUCAAGAACGCCGUUAAUCUGUCACGCGAGUCACCACAGGCGUGGGUCAAGAUCAAAGGAGAUGUGUGUGAGGCAUACGUUGCUGCUGUCGUUCUAUCCAGCAAAGGUGGUCUCCAAGUCGCCAAAGCUUGGUUGCAAACUAUAUGGGCAUCUGCCUUGGACUCAGUCGCCGCACGUGCUCCAGCUUCAGAUCAGAGUAAAGUCGAACUUUCCAAGCGAAUUGCUGGAAAGGGUGCCAAGAUCAGCUACGUUGACGACAAACCACCGAUCGUUCACAAAGGCCAGGGCGUUGAAACUUACUUCGUGGGUGUCUAUUUGACUGGUUGGGGAUGGGACAACCAGUUUUUGGGCAAUGGGAAAGGAUUAAGUAGAAAUGCUGCGGGCCAGGAAGCUGCAGCUGCCGCGAUCAACAACAAACCUCUCAUUGACGAUAUCAUGGCCAAGAGAAGGGCUAUCCUUGAUGAGAAGAAAAAGGGGGGAAUAAAUGAGUGA
Exophiala bonariae is the source of this 912-nucleotide messenger RNA. RefSeq lists its product as uncharacterized. Gene Ontology annotation, molecular function: ribonuclease III activity. The coding region runs from base 1 to 912 and encodes 303 amino acids. Gene Ontology annotation, biological process: U4 snRNA 3'-end processing; rRNA processing; termination of RNA polymerase II transcription. Gene Ontology annotation, cellular component: nucleoplasm; nucleus. NCBI's taxonomy places the organism in Eukaryota, Fungi, Ascomycota, Eurotiomycetes, Chaetothyriales, Herpotrichiellaceae. The transcript has a single exon. The record is from RefSeq and is a predicted model, not a curated record.